UUAGAGCGAGAUUGAACGGUGUUUAUGCAUUCAUUUUAGAGAGAGAUAAAUUAGAGUCUACUUCGGAGCGUCAAUCCAGAUUGACAGUGUUAUCGGUUUCCUCUUUCCCUUGGAUAACGUCGGAGACCAAUCCGCUAGACAGGCUCCAGAGCAGAGGCCUCUCUAACUCCAACCACCCCAUAAGUCACCCUGAUAUGGAUGGAACCAACCAGCCAGCUGAGGUUAAUCAACAGUCUCCUGCCGGGCAGCAGGCCAUGGGGGGAGAUGUUGAGGAGAGCAACAGCAGUGGGAAUAGCCAGAACCCUGGAGAGAGAAAAGUCUAUGGUUGUGCUCUAGCCCAAAUGCCACCGCUGAAGCCUCCCUCCACGUGGACCUCCAUGGCGAUGAAGGAGCUCAAGUCCAAGCUGCGACUGGAGAAGGACCGUGUGGUGACAGUGAAACGAGGAAACAUUUUGACAGUGCAUGUGCCCACCGUUCCUGAGGGAAAGCAAGUGUGCUGGGAGUUUGCCACAGAUAGCUAUGACAUAGCCUUUGGAAUCUCCUUUGACUGGAACCCUGUCACCAGCCAGGCCAUCACGGUCCACAUUAGUGAAUCCAGCGAUGACGAAGAGGAGGAAAAUCAGCUAGAGGGACUUAUCAACCCAGGGGAUGUUGAGAAGGGUUCUAAAUCAUUGGCCAGCUCCAACAUAGGGGAAAUCUUACCUGUGUAUCGUCUGGACAGUCACAUGGCAGUGCAAGGUGGCAGUCACGAGUAUCCAGGCGAAGGCACUUACCUUCUGAAGUUUAAUAACUCCUACUCACUAUGGCGAAAUAAGACUCUGUACUAUAGAGUGUAUUACAGUGCCUGAGGAACUGUAGCUGUCAGCUUUUGCAUAUGACUGUAUGACUUACUAGAAUUACUUAUUUUUGAUUCAAUAUUUUUGAUUCCAUAGAACAUGUUAUGGUUAAUUAUAAGUGCAUAGAUUUUUCAUUACAAUCAGCGGAUGUUGCUCACUCCUAGUCUACACUUAAAAUCUAAGAGGACCAGAGAAGUAUGAAGUGGGACAUUUUGCUCAUAUGUUUUACUGUGUUUAUAGAGAAAGAUUUGACAUAGCCUUGUGUUUGUGCCAUGUUCUGUUUAAAAGUUAUGUGCAGUGAGUUAAGGCAAAUUGACCAUAUUUUAAAGAUAUAUAUAUAUAUAUAUAUAUAUCUUAUGUAUAUGUACAGUACCAGUCAAAAGUUUGGACACACCUACUCAUUCAAGGGUUUUUCUUAAUUUUUUACAUUGUAGAAUGUCUCUACACCUGGAAUGCUUUUCCAACAGUCUUGAAGGAGUUCCCACAUAUGCUGUGCACUUGUUGGCUGCUGUUCCUUCACUCCAAUUCAUUCCAAAUGAUCUCAAUUGUUGUUGAGGUCGGGUGAUUGUGGAGGACAGGUCAUCUGAUGCAGCACUCCAUCACUCUCCUUCUUGGCCAAAUAGCCCUUACACAGCCUGGAGGUGUGUUGGGUCAUUGUCCAGUUGAAAAACAAAUGAUAGUCCCACUAAGCGCAAACCAGAUGGGAUGUUGUAUCGCUGCAGAAUGCUGUUGUUGCCAUGCUGGUUAAGUGUGCCUUGAAUUCUAAAUCAAUCGUUGAGUGUCACCAGCAAAGCACCCCCACACCACCUCCUCCAUGCUUCAUGGUGGGAAGCACACAUGCAGGGAUCAUCCGUUCACUUACUCUGUGUCUCACAAAGACACGGUGGUUGUAACCAAAAAGCUCAAAUAUGGACAGAUCUCCACUGGUCUAAUGUCCAUUGCUCGUGUUUCUUGGCCCAAGCAAGUCUCUUCUUCUUAUUGGAGUUCUUUAGUAGUAGUUUCUUUGCAGCAAUUCGACCAUGAAGGCCGGAUUUACACAGUCUCCUCUGAACAGUUGAUGUUUAGAUGUUUCUGUUACUUGAACUCUGUAGCAUUUAUUUAGACUGCAAUUUCUUAGGCUGGUAACUCUAAAGAAAUUAUCCUCUGCAGCAGAGGUAACUCUCGGUCUUCCUUUCCUGUGGCGGUCCUCAUGAGAGCCAGUUUCAUCAUAGCACUUGAUUGUUUUUACGACAGCACUUGAAAAAACUGCAUUGACUGACCUUCAUGUCUUAAAGUAAUGAUGUACUGUCGUUUCUCUUUGCUUAUUUGAGCUGGUCUUGCCAUAGUAUGGACUUGGUCUUUCACCAAAUAGGGCUAUCUUCUGUAUACUACCCCUACCUUGUCACAACACAACUGAUUGGCUCAAAUGCAUGAAGAAGGAAAGAAAUUCUACAAGUUAACUUUUAACAAGGCACACCUGUUAAUUGAAAUACAUUCCAGGAAACCUCAUGAAGCUGGUUGAGAGAAUGCAGAGUGUGCAAAGCUGUCAUCAAGGCAAAGGAUGGCUACUAUGAAGAAUCUCACAUAAAAAAAAAAAAAUGAUUCCAUAUAUGUUAUUUCAUAGUUUUGAUGUCCUCACUAAUUCUCUACAAUGUAGGAAAUAGUCAAAAUAAAGAAAAACCCUGGAAUGAGUAGGUGUGUCCAAACCUGACUGGUAAUGUAUAUUAAUCAGACACAACAUUUCUUUGGUGGCAGCAAUUAGGGAACACUGAUAGAAAGAUGAUUGCUAGGUGGAAAGCUUAAUCGGGAGAGGUUGCUCCAAAGAACUGUAAUUUGUUUUAUUUUUUGCUUCAUAUAUGUCACUUUUUUGCCUUUUAAAAAUGUUUUUGUUUUACUUGAAUUGUAUGAUAAUCCAAAUGCAGUUAAACAAAUAUUCUACACAACAAUUCAAUAGUUUUUUUGCGUACUGUGAUUGGAAUGAGUGAUUGUCAAUGAAAGAAUAUUGAAUGUUGCUCAGAAUCCAAUGAUAAAGCAAAUGGUCACCGUCUGUCUUUAUGACACAAAUAAAAGCCAUGCCCUAUCACAAAAAGCUUUUAUGUAAUAUUGGUUCAAUAUUUACAUUGCCAAGUCCCUAUUUAGUUUGCUGGUUGUCAGACGGUGGGUUGGUCUUUGUGGACAAUAGCAUGAGACUAUUAUAAAUACUAACAGAUUCAAUCUAUUUCUAUACUGAACAAAAAUAUGAACGCAACAUGCAACAAUUUCAAAGGUCUUACUAAGUUACAGUUCAUAGAAGGAAAUCAGUCAAAUGAAAUACAUUCAUUGGGCCCUAAUCUAUGGAUUUCACAUGACUGGGCAGGGCAUUGCCCCCCCCCCCCCCCCCCCCCCCCACACACACACACACUUGGGAGCCAGGCCCAGCCAAUCAGAAUGAGUUAUUACCCAUAAAAGGGCUUUAUUACAGACAGAAAUACUCCUCAGGAUCCCCGCCCCCCCCUCCCUCCUCAGACAAUCCCAUAGGUGAAGCUGCCUGAUGGCGUGGUUACACGUGGUCUGCGGUUAUGAGGCCGGUUGGACGUACUGCCAAAUACUCUAAAGUGACGUUGGAGACAGGUUAUCGUAGAGAAAUUCAUAUCAAAUUAUCUGGCAACAGCUCUCUUGGACAUUCCUGCAGUCAGCAUGGCAAUUGCACGCUCCUUCAACUUGAGACGUUUUUAGCAUUGUGUUGAGUGACUGCAAAUUUUAGUUGCCUUUUAUUGUCCCCAGCACAAGGUGCACCUCUGUAAUGAUCAUGCUGCUUAAUAAGGUUCUUUGAUAUGCCACACCUGUCAGGUGGAUGGAUUAUCUUGGCAAAGGAUAAAUGCUCACUAACAGGGAUGUAAACCAAUUUGUGCACAGCAUUUGAGAGAAAUGAGCUUUUUGUGAGUUUGGAAAAUGUCUGGAAUCGUUUAUUUCAGCUCAUGAAACAUGGCACCAAAACUUUAGAUGUUGCGUUUAUUUUUUGUUCAGUAUAAAGUUAUGAUUUGGAUAGUCCCUUUAAAGUACAAUUUUAUGCACAGAUCUCUGUAAAAUAAGAAUUUGUAUUGUGUGUGUCUUUUCUGUGUUGUAGCUCUGUAUGCACCUAAUCAUGUUCGCAAUUUAUUUUAGCCGCCCAUACGUGGUUCCAAAAAAUAAUGUUUGUACCUCAUCCAUCUGUGUUGUGCAUGUUUCCAAAGGUACUGUAUCAUAUGAAUUGUGCUGUUAAAAUAUAAGGAACUGAAAAUAAGUAUCCCAUGGUUGCUGUGCUUUGUACUGCAUGCACUUCUGUUUCUUAUAAGCUUUCCUUUUAAAAAUAAAUCACAAUAAAGAAGAAAGAUUGUCAUUUG
Molecule: messenger RNA, 4177 nt
Organism: Oncorhynchus kisutch (coho salmon)
Lineage: Eukaryota; Metazoa; Chordata; Actinopteri; Salmoniformes; Salmonidae
Gene: tmed8
Product: transmembrane p24 trafficking protein 8
Exons: 5
Coding region: 195-848 (217 amino acids)
Cellular component (GO): Golgi membrane
Source: RefSeq, a predicted model, not a curated record